GAGCGGAACACGUGUUAUCUCCGGCAAGGAGUUUAAGGGUCCUGGCGGUACGGAGUGUUGUAAUCCACGGGCUUCCGCCCGCUCCGAGUCUCCUCAGUGAGAUUGCCGGACAUACACAUCUUAGAGAGAAAGGGGCCUCUUUUCUCCCGGUCCCUGUCCGAGGGUGAGCUGCUCAGCCGGAAGUUUUUCUGAAUUUACCAGAACCUGGAAGAAUCCCUAAAGAUGAAGCUGAGUCUCGUCAAAGUCGUUAAUGGCUGCCGUCUAGGAAAAAUACAAAACCUGGGCAAAGCAGGGGACUGCACAGUGGACAUUCCAGGCUGUCUUCUCUAUACCAGGACUGGCUCUGCCCCACACCUGACACAUCACACACUGCAUAAUAUCCAUGGGGUCCCAGCCAUGGUCCAGCUCACACUGUCAACCUUAGCAGAACAUCAUGAGGUCUUGGCAGAAUAUAAAAAAGGAGUCGGAAGCUUUAUAGGCAUGCCAGAAUCUCUCUUCUACUGCUCCCUGCACGAUCCAGUCAGCCCCGGCCCAUCUGGUUAUGUAACAAAUAAGUCUGUGUCUGUGUGGGGUUUUGGAGGUCGAGUGGAAAUGACCGUUUCCAAGUUCAUGGCCAUUCAGGAGGCCCUGCAGCCGGACUGGUUCCAGUGCCUCUCAGAUGGCGAGGCAUCUUUUGCAGAAGCAACUUCCAUAAAAAGGGCCAGGAAGUCUGUGGACCGGUCCCUUCAGUUCCUGGACAGCUGUUUGCAACUACAGGAAGAGUCUGAGGUCCUUCAGAAAAGUGUGAUCAUUGGAGUGAUUGAAGGUGGAGAUGUGAUGGAAGAGAGGUUGAGGUCCGCACGAGAGACAGCCAAGCGGCCUGUGGGGGGCUUCCUUCUGGACGGCUUUCAAGGGAAUCCAACAGUCACAGAAACCAGGCUGCACUUGCUGUCGUCAGUCACUGCAGAGCUGCCAGAGGACAAACCAAGGCUCAUCUGCGGAGUCAGCCGGCCCGACGAAGUGCUCGAUUGUAUUGAAAGAGGAGUGGACCUGUUUGAGAGUUUUUUUCCAUAUCAAGUGACUGAGCGGGGUUGUGCCCUGACUUUCACCUUUGAUUGCCAGCUGAAUCCUGAAGAGACAUUAUUGCAGCAAAAUGGAAUCCAAGAAGAAAUAAAAUGCUUGGAUCAAAUAAAGAAAAUUGAAGCAGCUGGGUGCAACCAAGAAAUGACAUCAUUUGAAAUUAAUCUGAAAGAGAAAAAGUACCAGGAAGACUUCAGCCCGCUCGUGAGCGGGUGCUCCUGUUACUGCUGUAAGAAUCACACUCGCGCAUACAUCCACCAUCUGCUGGUGACCAACGAGCUCCUGGCCGGCGUCCUGCUCAUGAUGCACAACUUUGAACACUACUUCAGAUUUUUCUGCUCCAUCCGGGAAGCACUAAAAAGUGACACUCUGGUACAGUUGAAAGAACUCAUCCGCAGACAGAUGUCUUGAGAAUGGGAGAACAAAGAAUCCAAGACCUGAGCUUUCAGUGUUGAUGGCGGGAAUGAAGAGCACCUGCCUCGGACUGCCCAUGGCGGUGCGGAGGAAGGCCUGCUGGAGACCUCAGUGGACCAGAAUGAUAUGAACCAUGACUUUAAAACUUUCUCAGCUUAUUCCACAAGUAGAUAGAGAUUUGUUUAGUUGAAGACAAGGCAUUAGAUGUGAGAGAGUUUUGAAAGGAUGGUGAGGGUCUAGGAACUGCUGAGAUGGGUGGGGGAGAGGCACAGCUGGGGCCUGGAGAGAAACCUGACUGAUUCGAACAGGGGGUUUUUGUUUCUCCUCAUGCUCUCAGGGACUUUUGGGCAAAUGCAGACACGGUUUUAGGGAGAAUCUCUAGAAUCUUCUUUUUAGGGUUCAGUUUAACUUCAGCAUGUUUUGAUUUAGUAAAGCAGAAUGUCUCCUCCAGGGUCAACUUUUCCUUGUUUAAAAACAUGGCAAGACAUUCUGGUUGUAAAUCAUCAGAGUCAAAUAAUCCAGGCAGACUUUGUCUUGAACAUGAUCUCUGUUUGGAAUUCUUCAUGACUUUGAGGACCAGCACUGGUUCACAAACAUUGAAAGUAGCCUUCAUUCUGCAUGUUGUUUGGGUAUUUCUGAGGAAAUGGAAGGAUAUCAUGAAAGGAAUUUUCCAAAUCUAGUCCUAUCCAUCUCUGGGGAAGCUGUAAUUUGAAUUCUUACUGCAAGCCUUGACCAUGCCCCCUCCAGAAUUCAGCAGAGUACAUAGAGCCUCUCUUCUUCUCAGUUGACUGUUUCACAUUGACUUCCUAGUCUUCUCUCCCAGAGUGAUUUCUCCUACAGAUGGAACCAGCUUUGCUUAGUCCUUCUCCUGGUCAACAUUGACGCUCAUUUUCCAAGUACUUGCUCUGUUUCCCAGAUGAAAUCUUUCUUUAGGCUGGCAGUCUGGGAGCCCCUGCACCAAGGCGUGCUGGGUGGGAAGUGACUGGAGUUGUUUUUUUUUUUUUUUUUAAUGCAUCAGGAAGUUUGGUCUGUGGUUUGCAGAGUUGGUGGUUGGCAGCUGCAGGAUCUGAGUCUGGUUGUCCUUCCUGGGUUCUCUUGAUUCUAUAGUUUUGUUGGUAUCAUGACAGGGUUUUUGUUUAUUUGUUGUUGUUGUGUGUGUGUGCUUUUCUAUGUUUAUCAGUUUUUCUAUAGAAUACUCAAAACAUGUAUAUACAUGUAAUUUUUAUAAAAAUAACAAUUUAAAAUCUUUUUUUGAAGAUACAAGAAAUGCAUUUCUUAUAUUUUAUUGGCUUCAAUUUUAUAAUGGGCAUUACUGAACAUUGUAUGUAAUAAUUAUGUAGUUAAUUGUAUUCUUAUGUGUUAGAAACUCAACUUGGUUUUUCCAUUUAGUGGUAUGAUGACUUCUCAUGAAUGCAAAGGAUACUAUGGAGACAGUUUGUGUUCUCAGUGAUCGCUAUUGAAUGUAUUUUGUACUUGUUUGUGUUUGUAUUCUUGGUCAAUGCCAAACCCAUUAUUGAAGGAUUACUAGUAAAUAUCCAAGAAUCCAUAUAAAUUUAUGAGUUUUAUUUAUGCCCAAAACACUGAAAAUUCUGUUAAACAUUGUCCAGGUCCCUGGAUCUUUUUCUUAUUAGCACAUUUGAAAAAAUUCUUUUAUGUUUUAAAUGUAUUAAGGGCAAUAGCCAAUAAACAUUUUUAAUU
This is a messenger RNA of Microtus oregoni (creeping vole), 3171 nucleotides long. RefSeq names its product queuine tRNA-ribosyltransferase accessory subunit 2 (gene Qtrt2). The record is from RefSeq and is a predicted model, not a curated record. NCBI's taxonomy places the organism in Eukaryota, Metazoa, Chordata, Mammalia, Rodentia, Cricetidae. The transcript has 10 exons. Bases 223 to 1470 code for a protein of 415 amino acids. Gene Ontology annotation, molecular function: tRNA-guanosine(34) queuine transglycosylase activity.